AUGAUUGGAGCAUUUACCGUUGUAACAACACUUCAAGAAUCUCGUACUGCUCGAUUACAACGAGAUGCUGAUAUGACUAAACUAGAACGACAAGCCCAAUUGCAACAGGAAACAGAGAAACGACAACGAGAAGUGGAUGCUUUAAAGAUGAAAGAACAACAACACUAUAAUGAUUUAAAUGCGAAAGAAAUACGUAUGCAAAAUAUUUAUGAUACAUUUAUGAAAGAUAUGUCAUCGAUUGUUCUCAAAGAUAAUAGCAACAUCACCAUGCAAGAAAUACUUUAUGCUCGAGCUAAAACUUUAUUAGCUUUGGAACAAUUAGAUGUUCGACGGAAAUGGUUUUUAAUUAAAUUUCUGUACGAUAGUCAACUGUUGUAUGAUAAGACGUUAGGUAUGCGAUACAUUGAUUUGUCUGGAGUCGAUUUAUCUCAUGUGACAUUUGGUAGUUCGAAAAAAUUUUCUCGAAGAACAGAUUUACAUCAUAUUCGAUUAUUAAAACUGCAAUUACGCAAUGCGACAUUUGAAAAUGUGGCUUUAAAUCAAGCGAAUUUUGAAUUUAGUGAUUUGAAUAGUUCAACUUUUAUUGGUGUUUCAUUGGCUGGAGCGAAUUUUCAAGAGACAAUCUUAGAAAAUUCCAGACUCAUUCUAUUUAGUCUUCAAAAUUCGACAUUUAAAAAUUCUAAAUUAAGACAAUCAUCAUGGUUAUCGACAUCACCAACAGAAUUAUUAAUAUUUAGUAACAUCGAUUAUUCAAAUUGUGAUUUAAGUGAAUCAACUUUUCAAAAUAUAGUUAUAACAGCUGGUGUUCUAUUCGAUCGAACAAAUUUUGAACAAGUGAAAUUUUUUAAUAUAAAGUUUUCGACUGGAACUAUGCUUAAUAAUCUGAAUAUGAACAUGUCAAAGUUUGUCGAAGUUCGAUUACUUCAGGGAAAAUUCCUACAUUGCAAUAUGAUCGGAGCAAUUAUUGAAAAACCCCAUUUCAAAAAUGUUCUUUUUGAAUAUGUUGAUCUUCAACAAUCACAAUUUAAUGAUAUUUCGGAUUCUGGAAAUCUUCAAUUCAAUCAUGUCAAUUUAAUUGGUUCAAAUUUGAAUAUUACAAGUAACAAAAUCACUCGAAUAGCAGAUUCAUUUUUACCCAAUGGGACAUUUAAAACAUCAUUUAUACCAUUUGGAAUGAAUCUAAUAAAAAAUGGUGAUGCAGAACAAGGUUCAUGCUUUUACCAUACGAAUCUUAGUUCGAUAGCACCUGUCAUACAAAGUUGGUCAACACGUGUUGGUGAUGUGACACUAAUCUACUACAAGAAUAGUGAUGAUUGGAAAAUGAGAAUGUCAAAUAAUAGUGAUGAUUGGCAGUCAUGUUUUUUCUUUGGUGGUUAUCGAAAAUCAAAUGUGGACGAACAUGUUAUUCGACAAGAAAUCAAUGUUGAACAACUAUCUGUUUUGAUUAAUAGACGUCAAGCAGGAUAUCAGGCUAGUGCGUAUUUGGGUGGUUUUGAGGAUGAACAAAGUUCAACAUCAUUAAAAAUUGGAUUUAAAAAUACAAAAAAUAAAAUUGAAUAUGCCAUUGUUGGUCCAGUCACGCAUUUGGAUCGACAAAAUAAGACAGCAAUGCUAUUUCGUUCAUUCAAUGGAACAGUACCCAAUGAUACAAUAUUAAUUAGUUUUGAACUCAAAUUUCAUCGACAAAGAUCUCAUAGUGGACUGAGAUUUGGAAUGGCAGAUCAUUUAAAAUUUAUUAUUCAACAAAAAUAA
Molecule: messenger RNA, 1752 nt
Organism: Rotaria sordida
Lineage: Eukaryota; Metazoa; Rotifera; Eurotatoria; Philodinida; Philodinidae
Source: the annotation of a GenBank genome assembly